UCAGCUCAUUCGUAAGCGGCGAUUCUGGGGAAAGGAAGCAUUGUGCGGUGCCGUUUUGCAGUUCAUUCAGACACUUGGCUGUGAAUUGAUGGUGAACAGGAUUCUUUUUAUGGUUUGAAGAAACAGGAAACAGAGGAAGAGUUAAUUGAAAAUGAUCACAGAGUUAGUACCUCAAAAAUGACCAAGCAGUCCUUGAAAGAAAUAGAAAAAGUUGCCCUGCCGAUAAAAGUGGCCUCAGGACCUCGUGCCGAGUGGGCUGACGACUCCAGAGAUGCCGCUCUGCACCACACUGGCUGUCCAAACUUUAGAGGGUCACGCAAGCAAGGUUUCAUUCCUCCUCAGAUAACUCAGAUAUAUGACGAGUUAUUUCAGAUACACCUGAAGCUGCAGUGCGAGAGUGCGGCGCAGCAGAACUUCGCUGAGGAGCUCCAGAGGCGAGAGCGCUUUUUAGCCGAGCGAGAACAGCUACUCUUCAGACAUGAAGAUGCCUUGAAUAAAAUUAAAGGUGUGGAGGAGGAGGUGCUCACAAGAUUUCAGAUUAUGAAGGAGCAACACAGUGCGGAAGUUGAGCAUUUAACUGAAGUUCUUAAGGAGAGACAUAAAGAAAGCAAGAGACUGAGAUCAUCGUUUGAUGCCCUGAAAGAAUUGAAUGAUAACCUAAGAAAACAGCUAAAUGAAGUGUGUGAAGAAAACAGGAAGAUGGAGAUUCAGGCCAAGAGAGUUCAAGCCCGCUUAGAUAACUUACAGAGGAAGUAUGAAUUUAUGACCAUCCAGAGAUUGAAAGGAAAUCCCCAUGCUGUUCAUGAAGUGAAGAGUAUGAAGCAAGAAAAAGUGCCAGCGCUGAGAACUUGUAAGGUACCUCUUAACGGGCAAGUAUACGAACUCUUAACCGUCUUCAUGGACUGGAUCUCGGACCAUCACCUUAGCAAAGUGAAACAUGAGGGCUCUGACGUGGAUGGGGAAAAGCUACGACUCGCUUCUCAGAGAAGUGACAUUCAGGAGAAAUGUGUGAAGCUCUUGCCUGUGCUGACGGAGCAGCUGCAGUGUCUGCCGCUGGUGAGCGCCCGGCUCCACGAGCCGCUCGUCAGGUUCAUCUACUGGUGCCUCAGGCAGCUGGAUGCAGGGGCGCAGCAUUCAACUAUGACAUCAACAUUGCGACGAUUGGGCGAAGACAUAUUUAAAGGUGUGAUAAUUAAAGGAGUUCAAGAUAAUUCUUCAGAGUGUUCUGUGGUGAUUAAACCAAAAACAGCUGCUUUUUUUAAGAGUUCGAAUUUGCCAGUGCGAUUUUUAUCAACCCUCAUUGUUCUCAAAACUGUCACUCAAGCUGAUUACCUGGCCCAGGCAUUUGACUCCCUUUGUUUGGACUUGAAGACAGACGAAGGGAAAGCCUUGUUUCUGGAGUACCAAGCGGUUCCGGUGAUCCUGGGGCACCUGCGGGUGUCCAGCAAGGGCCUCCUCUCCAAUGCCGUCGACAGUUUGCUGCAGAUGACAGUGGAGUCCAAAGCUCUGCAGCCCUUCCUGGAAGCCUGCAGCAACUCUUUCUUUUUUCGAACUUGUUCUGUGCUUCUUCGAACCCCGAAGCUGGAUCUUCAGGUCCUAGAAAAGCUCAGUAUUAUUCUGCAGAAGCUUUCCAAAAUCAAGAGUAACAAGAAGCUCUUUGAACUCUUCACCAUUCACCUGAUGCUGCAAGAGCUACAGCGGACAACGCACCCGGAGCAUGCCUUCCUCUGCAUCAACCUGAACUCCACGCUGUUCAACUUGGGUCUGACAAAAGGCAGCUGCCCGGCCUCCAGCGCAGGCCAUUAGGCCGGCUCAUCCAUCUGGCUGGGGUACCUGUCUGUGGCUCAGCAAAGCAGCUGCAGUUCUGCCAAGUUACCAGUAACACCGUUUAUCGUGACAGAUCAUGAUUCGGAAGGCUUUUUUCAACUUGGAAAAUGAAAUCUAUUGCCACUAGGAACAUUUUGAAAUAUUUUUUUAAGGUAAUAUGAAUGUACAAGGUGGAAUUUCCAGAGUUUAUGACCCUGACAUUACUUUUUAUAAAAGUAUCUUAGGAUAAUUCUUUCUUAAAAUUAUGUGAUUAUUUGGAAUAAAAUUGGUGCUUAUGAGGAAACAAACUGUUUUCAUAAUAUAGUAGAACCUCCCAUUUGGAGGCAAAAUAUAUAUUUCCUAAGGUUCUUUUUCCUUUUGUGGUGCUGAGGAUCUAAGCCAGGGCCUCAUGCCCGCCAAGCACGCGCCUGCCAGAGCCUCCCCUGGCAGCACGUCUGCACGCGCUAGUCUUCAUGGCUCGACACGCACUGUGACCUGCAGGUUCACCUAGGAAGCGUGGCUGGGUCAGCACGGAGAGAUCAGGUACUUCGUGUUUGAGGCUGAGUAAAGAUUAUGUCACGGCAUCGACAGACUUGUAAAAACAUCUUUUGAAAAAUCCAGUAGCCAUUCAUACUAAAGCCCACCUGCAACAGAGGACUCCAGGAGAACUCCAGCUCUGUGAAGAGCUUCUGCAGAAAACCCUGGAGAGAUGACCCUUGGUGGGGACUAGCUAGACGCUCUCUGCAAAGAUAGGAGCCAGGCAGGGAGCAGCACCCACUGAACAUCUGGCUAAGGCUGAGCUGACUGGGAAAGGAGAAAUAGAAUGCUUCUGGCCACAGGCAACUGUUGUCUUUUAAAAAGAUCCUGAAAGAAUCAACAACAGCAGACAAAACCCCUCCUUGGAACGGAGAAGCAGUUAGAGCAGGGUUGCGAGGUAUGACAAGAACGACCGAAAGGCGAUCGCUUCCUGUAGGUCAUCAGUGAGCAGCUGGCAUUUGAAACGAGAGCACAUGCACUCCCCCAGUGAAGUAGCUAGCACAAGUCCACCAAAGCUGUGAAAUCCCAGACAAGGAAAGCCGACGGAGGUGCAGGGAGGCAGAGAGCUGCUCUGCAUGAGCAGGGUGCCGCUUCCUCCCAGCCGCCUGGUAGUCAAGUCAGUCUGCUCCCAGUCAGAAUUGCAGGAGCUGUAUUGUGGGUAUUGACUGGCUGACGCUGCAGUGUAAAUGGAGGCAAGACCUGGAGGAAGAAGACCGGCCCGCCAGUCUGCUCUGAAGCGGCAGGGACAGGGACCAGCUGCUCACUGGAAUGGGACAGGCCUGGGACACUGUGUGUCCUGUGUUCAUUGGUUCCCAUGACAGCGACACUGCAGCCGCAGCCUUGCAGCCAUGGAGCAGUUACUUCUGUGAAGACGUUGGCCAAAGGAACCCACUCUUCACCUAGACACCGACUAUACCUGAGGUUGUUUCUGAACAACUUGCAGAACUGUUCUCCAUUUGCCUUUAACAGUUGGUGGUGGUAUACGCCUGUCAUCCCAGCCCUUGGGAGGCUGAAGCAGGAGGAUCACUGUGGCUUUGAAGCAGGCCUGGACUGUAUCCAGCGUGAACUACAUAGUAAGACCCAUCUGAGAAAACACAGCUCUUCUUGGCUCAGAAGAUAACAGACAUGGAUGUCUGUUAUCCAUCGUAGUACGCUGUCCCAGAUUACAGUCCUGUUUGUUCCUGAACAGGCUCUGCCCUUCUGCUUUAAGAGCAGCUCUGUGGAAAGUUUUGGCACAAUGACCUGGUAUCAGAAGUGGGGUCUGAAACAAGCUCACUGUGAGAGGCCCAGCAGCCCCAGACCAGUGCAGUGCCCACCCAGGCCCUUUGCUGCUGCCUCCUGAGUCCCCUUGGCCUCAGUGGCUCUCCUGCAUUGGAGAGCUACUCUUGUCUUGUUGUCCCUUUCAGUUGAGUUCUGACCCCUGUCGGCUCUGAUUUGGGGGUGGGGGGGUGCUGCUUCAGUAAAGGAUCUCACGUCCUUCCUGGGACUGAAAGACUGUCACAUCUGAAAAACCCUUUCUGGGUGGCAACAGUUCUUUCUGGUUGGGUAUUGUAGCUUUGUAUUUGGUUGCCUACACACAUCUGUAAAUUAUUUGACUCUUAACUCUUUUCAUCCCUGCUGGUCUGACACCUUCUGGAGAUCAAAAAUAAAAACACAUCCGUGUGACGGGCGCCCUGGCCUGGCAUCCCAGAGCCAUUGGGGUAGUCACCAUGUCUGAGGGGCCCGAGUCUGCACACACACACAGUCUCGUCUGGGCCCCAGGCAGACACGCCUCCCUCGGGGCACAGGAAAACCUUCCUAGGGCCGCACACCCAGGGCAAAGACGGUCCCCCAAUAGAACCUGGUUGGCACCCUUACCAGGAAAGUACCCUGUGCCCAGACGACGGUUCUUUAGGGGCAGGGUGCGUGGAAUUCUCUUUCACUUUGAGAGAAUGAGUAAAGAGUGGAACAGGGCCAACUUAUUCAGGACCCUCCUGUCUCUCGGGAACUAUUCUUAUUCCACAUUCCUUUUCUCCAAUAAAUUAUCAUACUAAAAAAAAAAAGUGGAAUGGGACUUGGAGAGUCCAGACCCCUUGCUGCUUGCUGUUCAAGCUUUCAGGCCCAUCCUGUGCACCUGUGGACCACUGGACACCAGGCCCUGAUGAGAGCUUGGAGGCUGCCUCAAGCGCUCCCUUCUUUUACCAGGACUGGAGUGAGGUCUGCCGGGAGCUGAGCAGGUGGAGUGGGAUGCACUGGCUGUGUGGGGCGGCA
Messenger RNA from Octodon degus (degu), 4593 nucleotides. RefSeq names its product coiled-coil domain containing 138 (gene Ccdc138). The coding region runs from base 178 to 1806 and encodes 542 amino acids. The record is from RefSeq and is a predicted model, not a curated record. The transcript is spliced from 13 exons. NCBI's taxonomy places the organism in Eukaryota, Metazoa, Chordata, Mammalia, Rodentia, Octodontidae.